AUGCGUAUUCGCCUACAGCCUCGCAGGAGACCACAAGGUAAGCGACCCCCAGGUAAGCUGAAUGUUGCCUUGUUGUCUUUGCCCGCUCACCACCUUCAUUUCAGCAAUGAGCUAGCUCAACGGCUAGACAACCUUCCUAUCGCUGCCGCCGCCGACCACGCCGCAGCCGCUGCCGAGAUCGCCACCGUGGAGAACCGCUGGUGUCAACUGCGAGACACGGUCCAGUCGACGGCGCUCGCCGUCCUCGGUCGCGCUCCCCGCCAACACCAGGACUGGUUCGACGACAACGACGCCGCCAUCAGAAAUCUGCUAGCUGAGAAGAACCGCCUACACAAAGCCUACGUAGAUCACCCCACUGAUGCCACCAAAGCUGCCUUCUACCGCAGUCGCCGCCAACUUCAGCAACGACUGCGCGAGAUGCAGGACGUCUGGACUGCUCGCAAAGCUGAGGAGAUCCAAGGGUACGCGGACCGCAACGAAUGGAAGAACUUCUUCUCUGCGAUCAAAGCUGUCUACGGUCCGCCGACGAAGGGCACCGCUCCUCUCCUCAGCGCCGACGGCAACACUCUCCUGACUGAGAAGACGCAAAUCCUGCAGCGAUGGGCCGAGCAUUUCCGAGGCGUCCUUAACCGCCCCUCCGUCAUCUCCGACGCGGCCAUCGAGCGUUUGCCGCAAGUGGAGACCAACGUGGACCUCGACCUCCCGCCAUCUCUCCAGGAGACCAUCAGGGCCGUGCAGCAGCUCUCCAGCGGGAAAGCACCCGGAUCGGACGCGAUCCCUGCUGAGGUCUACAAGCACGGAGGUCCCCAACUAAUGGAUCACCUGACUGCGCUCUUCCAAGAGAUGUGGCGUCAAGAUGAAGUCCCGCAAGAUUUCAAAGACGCAACCAUCGUGCAUCUCUACAAGCGCAAAGGGAAUCGCCAAGUCUGCGACAAUCACCGCGGCAUCUCCCUACUGAAAAUCGCCGGGAAGAUCUUCGCACGAAUCCUCCUCAACCGCCUCAAUAACCAUCUGGAACAGGGCCUUCUGCCGGAAAGCCAAUGCGGCUUCCGUCGUCAUCGUGGGACCACGGAUAUGAUCUUCGCCGCCCGUCAACUUCAGGAGAAGUGUCAGGAGAUGCGGACCCACCUGUACUCUACCUUCGUGGACCUGACGAAAGCCUUCGACACGGUGAAUCGUAAGGACUGUGGAAGAUCAUGCAGAAAUUCGGCUGUCCGGAGCGAUUCACUCAGACGGUGCGUCAGCUGCACGACGGUAUGAUGGCGCGAGUCACGGACAACGGAGCUGUCUCAGAGGCAUUCGCAGUGACCAAUGGAGUGAAGCAGGGCUGCGUACUGGCGCCUACCCUCUUCAGUCUUAUGUUCUCUGCCAUGCUGAUGGACGCCUACCGCGACGAACGCCCAGGGAUCCGCACCGCCCACAGGACGGACGGUCACCUCCUGAAUCAACGGCGGAUGCACUUCAAAUCGCGCGUAUCCACAACCACCGUGCACGAACUCCUCUUCGCCGACGACUGCGCCCUGAACACCACCUCGGAAGAGGAGAUGCAACGCAGCAUGGACUUAUUCGCCGCCGCCUGCGAGAACUUCGGUCUGGUCAUCAACACACAGAAGACGGUGAUGAUGCACCAACCGCCACCCAACUCGGCCACAGCCCCCAACGCGCCGCCGCAAAUCAGCGUGAAUGGGACCCAACUGGAAGUGGUGGAGAACUUCCCGUACCUGGGCAGUACUCUCUCCCGCAACACCUAG
This is a messenger RNA of Spirometra erinaceieuropaei, 1751 nucleotides long. The record is from the annotation of a GenBank genome assembly. NCBI's taxonomy places the organism in Eukaryota, Metazoa, Platyhelminthes, Cestoda, Diphyllobothriidea, Diphyllobothriidae.